Molecule: messenger RNA, 1119 nt
Organism: Linum tenue
Lineage: Eukaryota; Viridiplantae; Streptophyta; Magnoliopsida; Malpighiales; Linaceae
Source: the annotation of a GenBank genome assembly
CUCCUUCUUCUUCUUCUUCCGCUUCAACACUUCAAAGUAGCAAAACACUCUCCCGAACUAGCUAGCUCGCAAUGGCCGCGCAAGAAGCUGAAGCAGCAGUCCCGCUGAAGCUCCACGGCGCGGCGAUGUCGGCCUGCACCGCCCGCGUCCUGACCUGCCUCCACGAGAAAGGCCUCGACUUCGAGUUCGUCCCCGUCGACCUCUUCUCCGGCGAGCACAAGCUCCCCCCUUUCCUCUCCAUCAGCCCUUUCGGCCUCAUCCCCGUUCUCCAGGACGGCGACCUCACCCUCUUCGAGUCCAGAGCAAUUACAGCAUACAUAGCGGAGAAGUACAAGGACACGGGCUCCGACCUCCUCCUGACACGUCACGAGGCCGGUCCCGCCGCCGCCGCCGCGGCGGUGAAAGUGUGGACGGAGGUGGAGUCGCAGCACUUCAACCCGGCCAUCGCUCCGAUCGUGUACCAGUACUUCGUGGCGUCGAUGCAGGGCGGGUCGCCGGACCAGGCGGCGAUCGACGGCCACGCCGAGAAGCUGGGGAAGGUGCUCGACGUGUACGAGGCGAGGCUGGAGAAGAGCAAGUACCUCGCCGGAGAUUCCUACAGCCUGGCGGAUCUCCACCACGUUCCGUACACCUACUACCUCAUGAAGACUCCCGUGGCGGCCUCCGUCGUCGGCGGCCGGCCGCGGGUGAAGGCGUGGUGGGAGGAUAUCUCCGGGCGGCCGGCGUUUCUGAAAGUUGCUCAAGGGAUGGAGUUUGUUGCUAAAGAGAAGUGAAUUAAUGGCUUAUGGUAUUUAAUUAAGUAAUUAAUUAAUUGUACGGUUUGAUUCUACAAAUCGCAAUAUAUGUACGUUGAAUAUCAUCGUUUUAGUAGUUGGUUAUUCUAAACACUGGUAGUCGGUUUAAAGUAGCGACAUUAUUGGAGGUCUUGAGGAGUAUGAGGUUAGACAUCGGAUUGAUUUAUUUCCGUUUUGCGACAUAUUUCAAUCGUCAAUAAUCGGCCUCUUCUUCUAGAGCAAUGUACCAUUGAGACACUAGUAGUAGUCGGUUUAAAGUAGGGACAUUAUCGGAGGUCUUGAGGAAUAUGAGGUUAGACAUCAAAUUGAUUUAUUCUCGUUUUUG